Coccomyxa subellipsoidea C-169 is the source of this 366-nucleotide messenger RNA. RefSeq lists its product as hypothetical. Bases 1 to 366 code for a protein of 121 amino acids. The record is from RefSeq and is a predicted model, not a curated record. NCBI's taxonomy places the organism in Eukaryota, Viridiplantae, Chlorophyta, Trebouxiophyceae, Coccomyxaceae. The transcript is spliced from 4 exons.
AUGUGGAAGAGUUCAGACAUCGAGCAGGCGCAUGGGGUGGUGGAGGUUGCUGCAGAAGCGCUGGACCGGGAGGUUGAGCUCGUCCUGAAGCGCCUGGCAACCAACCCGGUGGAGAUGAAGCGGGCGGUGGUGAGCAAGGAGAGGGAUGGCAAGUCCCAGCGCACGAAUGAUCUGGUGGAGGCAGUCACGAGCGCGCAUGUGGUGGAAGCCGUGGCAAAGCAGAAGCGAGUCGACCUCGUUGAGCAGCUGCUCUACAUGGACCCCAUCCGAGAGAUAGGGGAGUUUGAUGUGCCACUGCGGAUGACAUAUGCGGAUGGCAGAGCGCCUACUUUUAGGCUCAAAAUCGUGCCUACUGCCUCAUCGUGA